ACAUAUCUUUACUUUCUAUUUUGUUAUAGAAAAUAUUUCAACAUUUAACCUUGGUUAAGGUUGCAAGUGAAAAUAUGCAAAACACACAAAUGUAAGCAAAAGGGUCUUAGAGGUUGCACUGAUAUUUGCAACUAAAUUCUUCCAAGUGAAUCAGAUACUAAUGCACAUCAGAAGUAAUGCCAUUCCAAAAUUCUGUGUAAAUAGUAUGCACUGCAACUUUUGUGUGACCAUUGUGUGCUAAUUUGCACCUGUACUGGUGCAAUGUGGACAGGUUGUAGUGGAUACUAUUAAUUAAACUUGGACAACAACCAGUGCAUGAAGUUCUUUAACCCCAUGUAGGUCUUUGUUUUUCCGAUUAAGACAUGUAAAACACAUUUCAAAAAUUAAAGCUUUUAUUUGGACACAAGGCUGUACUUGUAGACAGGAUACUUAGGUGUGUCCAGAACAUACAGUGCCUACAGUGACUUCAACCUUUUACUAACAGUGACUAAAUAGGGUAUGUUGCUCUGUUAGUUUGUUACGUGGCUCUUUGGUGCAGAUGCACCUGGCAACUUAGGCAUUGUAGACACCCCUCCCUUUCUCUCCUUUCAGUCCUCCCUAUUUGUCUCACGUCUUCCUGGUAGGAUUAGGGAGGAGCUGUGUUUGUGAGAGAACUGAUCAGUCAAAGAGAGAGGCAGGGGAUUUACAGGGAGAGUGAGUGAAUCAGAGAAUUACUGAAUCACACAACUAGGAAGAGAAAAUUGAGGUCUGAAAGAGCUGCAGAUCUAUGACAUCUUAAUGAAGCUACAUUAAAGGAUGGUACAGGAAAAGACAGAAGAAAAGAAUGUUACAAUCUGAAAGGCAGAUCAAGAGUAUCAUGCAUUAUUUUCAUUGUCUUAACUGACACAGAAGAAGAAAACAGAAAAAGAACUGAAAAUAAACCAGGAAAUUACAGAGAAGUGAAAAAGAGAAACUGUGUCUGUUGCUAAAAAGUACAAAGUUUCUUCAUCAUGAAGGAUCGGCUAGAGCAACUGAAAGCGACAAGGGACACUGAUGAUCAAGAUGAAGUUGACAUCUCCAUCGACAAUCCCGCUUUUAUGGAUGACUUCUUUUCCCAGAUCGAGGAGAUCCGUCACAACAUUGACAAAAUUGCAGAGUGUGUUAAUGAAACAAAGAGGCUGCACAGCGUGAUCUUGUCUGCACCUCUCCCUGAGCAAAAAACAAAGGAUGAGCUGGAGAAUCUAACACUGGAAAUAAAAAAAACAGCAAAUAAUGUGAGAUCACGUUUAAAAUUAUGUUUGCUUCUCUUACUUUCCAUUUCAGCAAUGGAACAAUCCAUUGAACAGGAUGAUAUGCAGUCAUCAACAGACCUUCGGAUACGAAAAUCUCAGCACUCUGUUUUGUCUCGGAAAUUUGUGGAUGUUAUGACUAAAUACAAUGAAGCUCAGGUUGAUUUCAGAGAAAAAAGCAAAGGCCGAAUACAACGACAGCUGGAAAUUACUGGCAAAAGUACCACAGAUGAAGAACUGGAAGAAAUGUUAGAAAGUGGAAAUCCUAGCAUCUUCACUUCUGGGAUAAUUAAUGACUCACAAAUAUCCCGUCAGGCGCUAAGUGAAAUUGAAUCCAGACAUCGUGAUAUUGUACAAUUGGAGAGUAGCCUAAAAGAACUCCAUGAUAUGUUUAUGGAUAUUGCCAUGCUUGUGGAAAACCAGGGGGAAUCGUUAGACAAUAUAGAGUUAAAUGUAAUGAAUUCUGUGGAACAUGUGGAGAAAGCACGUGAGGAAACUACAAAAGCUGUGAAAUACCAAAACAAAGCACGCAAGCUAGAAAGUGAUGUCCGAGCACUGGGAGAAACUCUGCGCCGGCAGAAAUACCAUCGCCUGCGUCAUCACGCUGCGCCCAGCAAUUCCCCUGCGCCGGCGUCAAGGCGCCCGCGCCGUCACUGGAACGCAGCGCUGGAACGCAUCGCGCCGAAGAUCCGAGUCUCCCAGAGUCGCGGUGAGUACCUGACAAUGUUCCUCAUACUAUGGUGUUGGGCCUAUUUAUCGUAUACCAGGGAUCAUGGAUCAGUUUCAGAGGAAAUGCUUUUGAAAUGGGUGUUUCAACAAGAGAACGACCCCAAACACAACAGAAAAUGACAACAUCUUGGUUCCAGACCAACAAGAUUGACAUUAUGGAGUCCUAUAAUCCAAUAUUAAACUCGAGGGGUGACAUCAAAAAUGUUGUCUGUAAGGCAAAACCAGUAACUGAACUAGAUGGGGGCGGGCCCUGGUGCGUGACGUGCAGCCGGGCCCCCGCCCCCCUCCGUACUCCAUUUUCAGACUGCAUUUUAGUGGCCAGUGGGCUGCCAGGGGCCCUGAGGGGGUGCGGGCCCUGGCCCGCUCGCACCCCCUGCUCCCCCGGUAGUUCCGCCACUGGGCAAAACCAAGAAAUGCAGAAGAAUUCUAGAAUGUAACAGGUGCCAGAACUUGGUCAACUGCAUGCAACACAGAUAUGUAGCAGUUCUCAGAAACAGUGAUUAUACAACUAAAUAUUAGUUCAGUGAUUCAAAGGAAAGCAAAAUCUUGAAACAUUUUUGAAUGUCUGAGUUUGUAAAGAAGAAUGCAGACACUGCUAUUUUUUGGAACAGCCUAAUAUUCCUUUUCAAUCAAUUUUCCUUCCUGUUUUGAUUUGGAAUAGAAUGUGUUCCCAAUGCAUUUGCAUGUAAGGAAAUAAAAUCUAUUAUAAGGAUUCUGAGCUUUAUUCACUUUUUAAACAUACUGCUAUUAUUCUGAACACAACUGUAUAUAUUAGAGAUCUAUGGCACCUAACACACACAUGUAUUGGAAAUUCCAAAUGCUAGUUGCAAAGGGGAUUAAGAAUUUGUACAGUUCUCUUUCUAUACUUGAAAUAUCCCUCUAAGUAUGAAACUGUGGUAGUACCUAAUGUACCAUGUAAUCCAUAGGAAAAAGUCCUAUUUUAUUUAAGAGCCAUGAAUGUCAUUUAAUCCUUGUUAUUUUUGCAUGUUAAGUACUAAAACAUUUUUUUACAAUAUAGUAUAUAUAGUAAUAUAGUAUAUAUUUGUAAAUGUUAUUUAACCUUUUUUCUUUUACUCCUUAGUUGAACAUUCCUGUGACUCUUACUUCCUCUUCCACCAGCAAAUGGUCCCAACUACCACUACCCAACCUCUGCUUCUGUGGCUAAUACUGUUUUGAUGUUUGUCAGGGCAUGGGACAAGCUUAUGACUUGCAGGAUUCCAUGACCAAUUCUGCUCCUUGAAACCUUAUCCUUUACCCAAAGAGCCUGAUGCUGCUAAAAAUAGUCUGUUACUUCAUGCAUUCAUACAUCUUGCUAAAUUAAUUUCUGAAUCAUUACUACUUCUUUCAUAGGGGCAAAUUUACUAAAGGGCGAAGUGACUAACGCUGGCGAAAAUUCGCCAGUGUGACGUCAUUUAGGUACUUUGCGUUUUACUAACGAUCACUGGCAUAACUUCGGUAGCGAAGGAGAUAGAUUCUAGCGCUACUUCGCACUCUUACGCCAGGCGAAGUUUCGCUCUGGCGAAAGAGCAUUACUAAGUCCAAUUAACUUUAACUUCAUGCCAUAUGCAGAUUAGCCAACGUUAGCGCAACUUCGCUUCGCUUGGCGCAGUAACGUUAGCGCAACUUUGCCAGAGUUCGGAUUUUAGUGAAUUAGCGUUGUCCUGGCGAAUCUACGCCUGGCAAAGUGUUGCGAUGUGAGCGAAGCCAUCACUGGCGAAUUUACAGAGGUUAGUGAAUUUGCCCCAUAAAGUAAGAAGUAAACAUUUGAUUCAAUGAGGUGCAAAAUGCCUGAAAACCCAGUAUCUAUGGACAAUGCAGACUAGCUGACUGAUUCAACUGCUUCCACCUCAGUAUUAAAAGAGAAUUCAACCCGUAGUUAUGGCAGGUCAAGGUGUAUUGGCCUACAAUUGCUUAUACUUCAUGACGUAAACAUACAGUAUGUAUACAUUGAUUGUUCGAUCUGAUUUUUUUUUUAUCAGUAAAAUGAUAAGGAGGGACUUUUGUAUACAGAAGCUCACAUUUGACUGUCCUUUCUGUCUAUUUCUUAUUGUUUGCUUUCAUUUUCAUCUUUUACUCUUGUCUUUGUGACCAUCUUUCCUUUUCUCCUCUGACCUUUGUAGAAGACAAUUAUGAUUCUGAUUUGCUGUGUAAUUCUUGCAAUUGUCAUAGCAUCAACAAUCGGAGGAAUCUUUGCUUGAGGUGAGAGCACAAGACACAGUUGUCUGAGCCAGCCAUGGCAAUGAAAAGUGAAUUGAUACAGGCUGCUAGCUCAUAGCUCUGUUAUGUGUAAUUAUGUAUAUAGUACUAUAUGUUUAUUAAGUUAUCAUUCAUCCUAAUUUUUUUAGACUAGGAAAUUAUUUAGAAUACUUAUUUUAACAAGGUCUGCUAAAAUCUAUUUCUAAACUAUGGCUGCAUAAUAGGAACCACCAUAGCAUCUGUUGCUCUAGUCUAUGGGUCCCCAACCUUUUUCACCCGUGAGCCACAUUCAUAUGUAAAAAGAGUUGGGGAGCAACACAAGCAUGAAAAAGUUGCUUGGAGUGCCAAAUACGGACUGUGAUUGGCUAUUUGGCAGCCCCUAUAUGGAUUGGCAGCCUACAGGAGACUCUACUUGGAACCAUACUUAUACUUAUACUUUUAUGCAAUUAAAACUUUCUUCCAAGCCAGGAAUUCAAAAAUAAGCUCCUGCUUUGAGGACACGGAGAGCAACAUCCAAGGGGUUGGAGAGCAACAUGUUGCUCAGGAGCUACUGGUUGGGGAUCACUUCUCUAGUCUAAUGAAUGGAUGAGUGAAUUUAUAAUGAUGAUGAUUUGUUGAUUCUAAACAACAUAAUUACAACAAUAUGAAUGUGGCUAAUGACAGCUACAGAGCAAAAAAAAAGUGAUAUUGCUACAUGUUGUUUCAGGUUUCUGUUUCUUCUACUAGUGGAAAAGAAAAUCCAAGCAAGGUGAAGGAAGAUGAUGAAUGUUAAGAAAUACUGAAGAUUAUGAUUAACAUUAAAGAAUUUAAAAAUGGUCUUUUGUGUUUGUGCAGUAACAAAUAAUGAGCAUGUGGUCUGUUUUAGACCUCAUUCAUACUAUCUUUCAUUAUUUAGUUGUCAAAAUGGACUGUUAAUAGGGACAGACUGCACAGUAGAAUUCAUGUCUGUAAAUAUAUUGAAGUUGGUAGGAUUUAAAUGCAUGUAAUCUGAAGCAGAAUGUAUUAUACCAUAGUUGUAGGAUGCUUUGGGAAAACUCAAAGGGACAGAUAUCAUAAUUCAGUGGAGUAUUUCCUUGAACAUCAAAUAGUUUGUUUUUUUUAAAGAAGAAAACUGAAAAUUUUAAUUCAAGGCUUUUAGACUCAUUGAAAAUAAAAAGAACAAUGUGAUUCUAGCUUGAGUGCAAGUUGUUUUGAAAUGAAAAAAUGCAUACAUAAAUAUCAUAUUUAUAUUAUAUCAGCUAGUGAUAGAGGGGAAAAAAUAAUCGCAGAAAAAAAAGUUGCACAAGUUGUUGCUCUAUUUUUUAUGCAUUCACAUUUGGGUUUUCCCUUGACCAUGAAAAUGCGUAAACUGACCUCCAAGUAGCAUUCAUCAAAUUCACAUCCAACUUCAAAAGAACUCAUGAGACUUUGUUUUCCACUAAAAUACAAUGCUGUCUAAUCAUUUUGAUAGUACUGCUAGGGGUGUAAUUAUAGAAAAAGCAGACAGAAGUCCCCAAUUGCCAGGCCCUUUCUAAAAGGGAAAUCCCCUGCCUGCUGCAGGCACAUGCAGUGAGGGUGUGGUUUUGAUGUGCACCUCAAAAAAAAAUGUUCAGGGGGGCCCAUGAUGGCUUUAGGUGAAAAUAAACAACUAACAUUUGUAUGGAA
Molecule: messenger RNA, 5837 nt
Organism: Xenopus laevis (African clawed frog)
Lineage: Eukaryota; Metazoa; Chordata; Amphibia; Anura; Pipidae
Gene: stx3.S
Product: syntaxin-3
Exons: 10
Coding region: 990-2117 (375 amino acids)
Source: RefSeq, a predicted model, not a curated record